CUUACCGACCGGGCGGCUGGCGGGGGGUGUUUGUCUCCCUCUAUCGUUGUCCAAAACGCACUAAAUCUGUCUAUAAACUGUAACUCCGUGUCUCGGUUGAGCGGUUUGGUGCUUUUGGGCUGUUAUUUUGGGGUAUUUGCACGGGGAUGGUUAGAUUUCCCAGUAUUUCUGUUUUAAGUUAGUUCAGGCCUGACGUCCAUCUUAUCGUGCCCUUUGUUUCCUGUUUCCUCGCGCCUCCCGAGUUAACUAACACGAGUUCAUGUUUGAAUAGUUUAUAUCUUUAACAAUGCACGAUUAUUCGACUGUGAACCAUCGAUAAGGUGUUACAAAGUAGUUUUAAACGUUCUUGAAACAGUCGGAACGCGUGACCCCCGAAGUACCGAUCGAUCGUUAUCAUUGUCUAAUCAACACAGGAAGACGUCACGCCACACGGACACUUCUCCAAAGUUUAGCGUAACCUCACUGUUGGACUACAAUAUAGUGGAACUACACAUGAUGCACUCACACGGGUGUUACUUGACCCGUUGCCAUGGAGGGAGAGGCUGUUUCCAUGGAGACCACGCAGGCUGCUGAUGGAAAGGUCCUGUCAGAGAGCGGAGAUGCUUUGAUACAAGGGGCCGUCAUGGCCGCAGAGGGGGAGGUGGCCGAUACCAUGGAGAUGAUGGUGAUGGACGCUCUCGAUCCGACUCUGCUGCAGAUGAAGACUGAGGUGCUGGAGGGCGGCGGCACGGUGACUGUUACUGGUGGAGACGAGGGGCAGAUCAUCACGCUCCAGGUGGUGAAUAUGGAGGAGCAGGCAGGAGCUGCAUUGAGUCUGGGUCAGCUGCAGCUGGUGCAGGUACCGGUCACAGCAGCCAAUGUUCAGGGGCUCCAUGCCACAUAUGUCGACGUGUCAGGAGUUAACAAGGACGCAGAGCCAGUUAUCUGUCACACCCUUCCCUUGCCAGAGGGCUUCCAGGUGGUAAAAGUGGGUGCCAAUGGUGAGGUAGAGACUGUAGAGCAAGAGGAGCUGCAGGCAGUCCAUGAGGAGCUUCAAGAGGUGAGGGAGGAGGAGGAGGAGGAAGAGGCGGAAGAGGAAGAGGCAGCAGAAGUAGAAACCACUGUGCCCCUACAAGAAGACCCAGAAUGGACCAAGGACCCAGACUACCAGCCCAUCAGCGGUAUACGUAGUAGAGGGAAGAAGGGAAAGAAGAGCCGCCUGCGCUACGGAGAGGGCAAUCGUGACAUGGACGUCUCUGUGUACGACUUUGAAGAAGAGCAGCAGGAGGGGCUGCUGUCAGAAGUGAAUGCUGAGAAGGUUGUGGGCAACAUGAAGCCACCAAAGCCCACCAAGAUCAAGAAAAAAGGUGUAAAGAAGACUUUCCAGUGUGAGUUGUGUAGCUACACCUGUCCAAGGCGCUCCAACCUGGACAGACACAUGAAGAGCCACACAGACGAGAGGCCACAUAAAUGUCACUUGUGUGGACGGGCAUUUCGAACAGUCACUCUGCUGAGAAACCACCUCAAUACACACACAGGCACUCGGCCACAUAAGUGCCAGGACUGUGACAUGGCGUUUGUGACCAGCGGUGAGUUGGUGCGUCAUCGUCGCUACAAACACACACACGAGAAGCCCUUCAAGUGCUCAAUGUGUGACUAUUGCAGUGUUGAGGUGAGUAAGUUGAAGAGGCACAUUCGCUCUCACACUGGGGAGCGACCCUUCCAGUGCAGUCUUUGCAGCUACGCCAGCAGAGACACUUACAAGCUGAAGAGACACAUGAGGACACAUUCAGGUGAAAAGCCGUACGAGUGCUACAUCUGCCACGCCCGCUUCACACAGAGUGGCACCAUGAAGAUGCAUAUUCUGCAGAAACACACGGAGAACGUGGCCAAGUUCCACUGCCCACACUGUGAUACCGUCAUCGCACGCAAGAGCGACCUUGGUGUUCACUUGAGGAAGCAGCACUCAUUUCUUGAGAAGGGAAAGAAGUGUCGUUACUGUGACGCUGUGUUUCAUGAGCGUUAUGCUCUCAUCCAACACCAGAAGACCCACAAGAACGAGAAACGCUUUAAGUGUGAACAGUGCGACUACUGCUGCAGACAGGAACGCCACAUGGUGAUGCACAAGCGUACACACACUGGGGAGAAGCCGUUUGCCUGCAGCCAGUGUGAGAAAACCUUUAGGCAGAAGCAGCUUCUGGACAUGCACUUCAAGCGCUACCAUGAUCCCAACUUUGUGCCCACGGCCUUCGUCUGCGGCAAGUGCAGCAAGACGUUCACCCGCAGGAACACCAUGCUGCGUCACACUGAGAACUGCACGGGCGAAAUUGAUGAUGAAGAAGAAGAAAAUGGAACUCCUGUACCCAAAAAGGCUCGUCGGGGCAGGAAGAGGAAGAUGCAGGCCAGGAGAGACGAGGGUGACACAGAAGAUGAACUGGAUGAGGCAGAGGAGGAAGAGGAGCUAAGUGAGCUUGAGGUGGAACAGGACCCGCCAGUCGUCCCCAUCCCGGCCCCUGUGGAGCCACCGGUCAAGAGGAAACGUGGACGGCCCCCGAAGAGCAAACCAGACAGUAAGUUGGCUGCCAUCAUCCGCGUGGAGGACGAGGCCACUGGAGAGGUGGAUGACAUAAUUGUGAAGAAGGAGGUUGGAGCCGAUCAAGAUGACCAGGAGGAUGGCAACGAGGGGGCCGUAGAGGAGGUGGUGGUCGGUGGAGGGAAGUCCACCAUCCAGCUGGAGGAGUUGCCCCCAGAAGAGGGGGCGGCCCCAGAGCUGCAGCUGUCUGAGGCCCCGCCCAACGGAGACCUCACCCCUGAGAUGAUCCUCAGCAUGAUGGACCGGUGAUGGAUGUGAGAGUCGAACCCACACACCUAGACCCAUGAUCACAUCUUGUUUUUAAUUCUUGUCAUUCAGGAUUAUAAACACUUGCAUCCUGCACAUCACUGUUGUAAUUUAAGAUUUGCUUUGUCAUCAUGUAUUGAUGAGAGUUGGAUUAUUAUGAAUUUACUUCCAAAAAUGGAUGCAUUUCAGUACAUUUGAGUUUAGGGUGGCUGUAUGUGGUAGAAAACCUCUAAGAUUAUAUACAUUACAGAAUCCCUUCUGACGGAGUACGUGUCUAUGUUCUAGUCCAUGAAAUAUGUUUUAACACGGUGGACCGACUCUUCUUAAAUCUAGACUGGGUGCAUGUCAUUUUUAUAAAGAUCUGGGUAAACCUCUUCCUCUCUCUCGAAGCCCUAUUGUUUUUAUGUUUUACUUGUUCAUACAGCUGUGUGGGUAAAAGUUGUAAGUAGAUAGCGGUCACACCCAUAAUGUGGACUUUGCAUUACGUUUUUUGGCUGUAAUUCCAGGCAAUAGUCAGUAUCCUCACUGAAGAGCUCUGUGCACCUCUCAGUCCGGAGAUGAAAAGUACAUUUCGGCCCACAUUGAAAGUCCCUGACACAUAAUCAAAAAUGUCAUACGAUUGCAGAAAACGGAGGCUACUUUCAGGAAGGUGAUACAUUUUCAAGAUAAGAAAAUUGUAAUAUUUUUUUAUUUUUUGGCUUCUUUUUUUGUGUUUUUAGUAAUUCCCUGUUUUAAGCCAAUUCUAGUUUUUAAAAGCUUUAUAGACGGCUCAUCUUCUGAUCCUUUCUUGCUACUGUAACACCCUUAGAUGACUUGUAUGUACUAAACAUUGUCACUGAUGAGUGCAAGGAAUGAACAUUGUUUUGCUCCCUUUUGUAGCCAUUCCACUUUGGGUUGAUGUGUUCCUUUUGUACCAUUUGCAAUGCGACGUAGCAGCUUGAAUGACAUUUGAAUAACUGUGUGGCAGAGGAGAACAGAUGUGUGACUGUACAACCAAUUUUUUUUUAAAAAGUAGAUGUUGACGCUUAUUUUAUUUUUUUUUUAAGGCUUCUGCAGCUCAAUCAUGGAUUUAAAAUCACUGGUUUUAAAGAAGUUAACGUGUGUUAGAAGUACAGUUAAAGCCUGAAAGAAAUUAUGGCUAGAAACAGUUUAUCAAAAAUAAGCAGAGAAACAACUGAGUGCUAACACAGAAAUGUCAGUGUAUUUUGCUUGCAGAUCUAUUUUAUUAAAUGGACUACUUAAUAUC
This is a messenger RNA of Anarrhichthys ocellatus (wolf-eel), 4064 nucleotides long. Its product is annotated as transcriptional repressor CTCF-like. NCBI's taxonomy places the organism in Eukaryota, Metazoa, Chordata, Actinopteri, Perciformes, Anarhichadidae. Bases 530 to 2821 code for a protein of 763 amino acids. The record is from RefSeq and is a predicted model, not a curated record. Gene Ontology annotation, cellular component: nucleus. The transcript is spliced from 13 exons. Gene Ontology annotation, biological process: regulation of gene expression.